Molecule: messenger RNA, 1497 nt
Organism: Triplophysa dalaica
Lineage: Eukaryota; Metazoa; Chordata; Actinopteri; Cypriniformes; Nemacheilidae
Gene: rhoga
Product: ras homolog family member Ga
Exons: 2
Coding region: 127-705 (192 amino acids)
Biological process (GO): regulation of actin cytoskeleton organization; small GTPase-mediated signal transduction; regulation of cell shape
Cellular component (GO): cell cortex; cell projection; plasma membrane
Molecular function (GO): protein kinase binding; GTPase activity; GTP binding
Source: RefSeq, a predicted model, not a curated record
GAGCUACGCUUCCUUGUCGAUUCACGCCGGGGCUGGCGGGCUGCGGCGCGACGCAUGCGCAGAUACUCGCUUUGCCAACUCGGCAGCGCACACAAGCAAUGAUUUGGGUCUGACUAAGAGACGAUAAUGCAGAACAUCAAGUGCGUCGUAGUUGGAGACGGUGCCGUUGGGAAAACCUGCCUCCUGAUUUCCUUCACCACCAAUGCUUUUCCUAAAGAAUACGUCCCAACUGUCUUCGACAACUACAGCGCACAGCUUACAGUAGACACAAAACUCAUCAGUCUGAACCUGUGGGACACGGCGGGUCAGGAGGAAUACGACCGUCUGCGGACUCUCUCCUAUCCGCAGACCAACGUGUUUGUCAUUUGCUUCUGCAUCACCAGCCCUGCAUCCUAUGAGAACGUCAAGCUAAAGUGGUACCCUGAGGUGUCCCAACACUGCCCUAAUGUUCCCAUUCUGCUGGUGGGGACUAAAAAGGAUCUGAGAGAGGACCCAGAGGUUCUGAAGAAGCUGAAGGAGAACAACCAGUCACCUAUCACCCAGCAACAGGGAGGAGCGCUGGCACGACAGAUUCAGGCAAGCAAGUACAUUGAGUGCUCAGCGCUCAUCCAAGACGGGGUGAGUGAAGUGUUCACGGAAGCGGUUAGCAUUUACCUCAACCCAACGCCAUCAGCUUCCAAAAAAACUAAGUGUGUGAUACUGUAAAAGUUCUGCGACUUAAAGAUGAUCUAUUUUUUUUAAGGUUUUUUUCACAUGUACUCUAAAUUAUAACAUAUAUAGCAGUCAUAACAUUAACACUUAAAUGUAAAGUAUAAACACUUCAGCAUGAUGUAACAAAAGCAUGUAUUAAAAAAAUACAGCACAGACACACUUUACAAGAAUGCAUUUUACUUGUGUCCCAAGCAUUCAAAAGCAAUCUUCUGGGGCCAAUGUAUGUUAAUAGUAAAACAUAAAUUAAUAAAAAAUAUACUUUUUUAGAUUGUGGAGAAGGGCAUAUUGUAACAGUAAUGUGGAUUUAAUAAAAAAAAGGAAACGUGUUUUUAUAUAUGUAUGCAGAUAUUUUAUGUAAAUGCAGAAGUUGAAAUGUGUCACCUGUGUUAUCUUUGUCUUUUUCUUUCCUUUUUUUGUCAUUCAAAAUAAGGUCAAGUAAACAAAAAUGACGACAGAAGUUUUUGUGUGAACUAUCCCUUUAAAAUAUUUUAAUUUAAGCAAAAUAUCCACUAAUGAGAAUGUCAGAUUUACUUUCCUUACAUAAGAAAAAAUGUGAGAACAUCAAGAGUGCACAGCUGGACAGAUCUAGAGAUGUAAAGACAAAUUAUUAGACUUCAUGGCUAUACUAUGUAACAUACAGUACAUGAUGUCUCGCCAGAUCUAAAAGGGUUUCUGAACUACUGUGUACACCAUGUUCACAUACAUUGUCAUGAUAUUAAUAGCUGUGUCCAUGAAAUGCUGACUUUAUACUUUUAUGCACACUUAAUAAAAAAGGAGAAACCAUUC